This is a messenger RNA of Durusdinium trenchii, 557 nucleotides long. The record is from the annotation of a GenBank genome assembly. Lineage: Eukaryota; Dinophyceae; Suessiales; Symbiodiniaceae.
AGGCCUUCCUGGAUCGCUGUUAUGGCCCCAGCUGGUCCAGGGAAGUGCGCUUGUGGAACCAUGCCGAGGGCGCCGGCGAGGAGCUGUGGAACCAACUAGUUCACAGAGCUCCACGGGUGCCGCUCUUCCAGUACCAAGCGGCGGUGAAAGCCUCUGGCUACCGGGCGCCCUGCUUACCAUCCGGCUCUGCACAGGUUGUUUUGGAGCACCUUGAGCGAGAGGAGGGCGAAGCCCAAGAACUCCUGUGGAAGCUCUUGGGCUGGGCCUCGCCCUUCCCACCACCAGCAGGUGUGUGGGGAGAUGACGCCUCUGACGAUCCCUGACCCGAGAUGAGGAAUCUGAAAAAGAAACAAAGGUCAUACGGUCUACGAAGGACCUUCGCUUGCCAGGAGGCCCACUGUGAGCUUGCCGGCUUGAUCAGUCGAAAGAAUGAAGGACAAAGGACACCCGUCGCCCAAUUAGAUGAAGCAAAGAGAGCAACUCUGGGCUUGAUCCUGGCCUGCGCAGAGGGACGCGAGAAGCGAGCUGAACGGGUGAGCGAGAAGCUGCUUGAGCCA